This is a messenger RNA of Adineta ricciae, 990 nucleotides long. Lineage: Eukaryota; Metazoa; Rotifera; Eurotatoria; Adinetida; Adinetidae. The record is from the annotation of a GenBank genome assembly.
AUGGUUAUAAACGUUGCCUUCACAAACGUUGUUGGUAAAACAAUUCAAACUCAAUUACCUGAUGAUUUUACUUUCGAUGAUUUCAAAAAAGUCGUCGUCGAUAAAAUCGAUCAUGACGCUGUCGAACACUAUCGUUUUAUUGCCAACAACAAAGAUUUGUGCUUAGACAACAAAGAUGAAUUUACAAAACGAAAACAUCUGAUAAAAAAUGGCGGAAACAUUUUUCUUCUACGUCGAAUGCACGGCGGUGGACAUGUUGAGGCCGCUAUUCUCAUCGACAUCAUCAUCGAGGAAUUACCCGGAGAACUUCCGAAACUUCGCAUGCAGUCAGGAGAAUGUGUUGUCUGCUUGGACGAAAAGCCGUGUAUGACACUUUGCUGCAGCGUUAUAUGUCUAACAUGUUUUCCUCGUUAUUUCAAAGAAAAUGAUCUUCGUGUUAGGUGUAUGAUAUGUCCUCAAGAAGUCCCGUAUUCGCAAUUUUUCGUUACGCGGGAUUUCAUCCGUGCACUGGAGUCGCUGAAUGAAAUUCGUGAGUUGAUGAAACAUAUCGACUGUCAAAUCUGCCAUUGUGGCGCACUGGUCGUGAAUGAAACUCUUUAUGCUCAACAGACGUGUCAGAAUUGUCGUCGCAUAUUCUGCUUCUUUUGUAAUAAGGAUUGGAAAGAUGGACCAGAACCUCGACACAAUCAACUUUUUACAUGUGGGGUCAACUGCGAUUAUGAUAUGAAAUUAAACUAUGAUUUAGUUCCGUAUGUUCAAAACAAAGAGAUCGAAAUUCCAAAUAGUCGCGUCUGUACAAAAUGCUUUAAUGUCGGUGGUUAUGAUGGUAAAUGCAAGUAUCAUAAAUGUGUUGUGUGUAAACACACAUUUUGUUUCUUAUGUUUGGCACCAAAAAAUCAGUGUGAGAAGACCCCCAAUAGUAUCAGAGAAGUGUGUACAACGGUGAAACGGCAAGACUUUACUAUGUUUCCUCGUAUUACUAAAUCAUAG